GAAAGCCAUCAUCCGCAUCCUCAAGCCCUUUUUGCCAUCUAACGCCCCCUUAUCCUGCUCUUCCCUCCUGCAGAUACAGCCCCUGGUGCGCCCCGCUCGAGGGCGAGAAGACCGCGAUCCGCGAGGACGCCAUCCUCGUUUACUGCAACAUGAGCCACGUCGUCAUCUACAAGAACGUCCACUACUUCAUCCAGAGGGAGAGGGCCUUCCCGACGGCUCCGAGCCAAGGACCGAGAACUGAGGCCCCGCCCGGAGCGAGACCCGCGAGCCAAGGUCCCAGUCGGGGUCAGAGCCAAGGGCCAGGAUCGCCCCCGAGCCAGCGACCGAAGAGCCAGGUCACAGCCGAGGCCGGGACCGAGGACCCGACCGACGCCGCUCGAGGGAAGGACACCAACGCCUCAGCCUCUCCCACCGACGCCUCCUCACCCACCUCGUCUUCCUCCUCCUCCACCAGCUCGUCCUCCACCUCACCGUCCUCCCCCAACACGAAGGAGGACCCCGAAGACACAGAGCACCUCAGCGUCAUCAUCUUCGGAACGGACUCAGCCUCACGCCUCAACAUGCGCCGACACCUGCCCAAGACGUACCAGUACCUGACGGAGGAGCUGGGCGCCGUGGACUUGGGGGGCUUCAAUAAGGUGGGGGACAACACGUUCCCGAACCUGGUGCCUGUCAUGAUCGGCCUCAGCAGCGCGGAGCUCAGCAAGCACAAGUGCGUCCCCGCGAAGGAGAAGUUCGACGACUGCCCUUGGGUGUGGAAGGACUUCAAGAGGAAGGGCUACGCCACUGCCUACAUGGAGGACUCCCCCUGGAUGGGCAUCUUUAACUACAUGCACAACGGGUUCGUGACGCCGCCCACAGACUACUAUGGGCGCGCUUUCUUCCUCGCCUCUGAGAAGGAAAUUGGGCGUGAGAAGCAUGGCAAUCGACUUCCUGGGCGACUAAAACCAUUUCCUUAA
Messenger RNA from Penaeus monodon (black tiger shrimp), 959 nucleotides. RefSeq lists its product as uncharacterized. The record is from RefSeq and is a predicted model, not a curated record. Bases 150 to 959 code for a protein of 269 amino acids. The transcript is spliced from 3 exons. NCBI's taxonomy places the organism in Eukaryota, Metazoa, Arthropoda, Malacostraca, Decapoda, Penaeidae.